AUGAUAACAUCAAUAAUAAUUUAUUUUUGUCGUAUUAAUUCAAUUAUAUUAAUGUAUUUGGGUUUAUUAAUGGGUGGUUUUUUUACAAUAUUUAUUCUUCGAGAAUUUUAUUCUCAUUCUCAAUUCCAUACAUCUUUAAAUUUACUUAUUAUUGUAAUUUUUUGUACAGAUUGUUUUCGUGCAUUUGUUUGUGCACCAUUAGAAACAUUUGUUUUAAUAAAAACAUUGAAUAUAUCAAUUAUUAAUUGUCAAGAACAAAAUUAUAUUAUGAAAUAUAAUAAAAUAAUAAUAAAUUUUUGUCGUUUUACUAUGGCUGUACGGUCUUGUUUUAAUGUAAUACAACCAUUAGGUUUUAUAGCAAUUGCUUAUGAACGUUUACGUGCAAUUGUAAAACGAAAUGGAAAUUUAAAUAUGACUAUUAUUACUCAUCAACAACGAGAUUUUGUUCGUUUAAAAAAUAUUAUUAUUUGGAUUUGUAUAAGUUUAUUAAUAGGUGUUAUUGUUGGUAUUUAUCAAGCAAUAUCAUAUUCUUUUUCAAAUACAUGUUCUGGACAAUCUACUUUAUCAUUUCAUCCUACAAUGUUUAUUCUUUUAUUUUCUAUUAUUGGUGCUGCAUUCAUAAGUGGUUUUAUCUAUGGAAAAAUGUAUUUUGUUUUAAGAAAAUAUCAAAAUAAUAUGAUUAUACCAAUUGUUAUUGAUGGAAAUCAUAAUAAUUCUAUAGGACAUCAAAAUAUUUUGAUGAAUGAUACGCAUAGAAAAGAUCUUCGUUUAGCUAAACAUUCAUUUAUUAUAUUUCUUUCAUUUUUCUUAUGUCGUCUACCAUUGGUAAUUAUGAUUUUAAUAGAUUUAAGUCUUACACGACCAUUAUAUGGAUAUACUCAAUGUUAUUUUGAAGAAUUUGCUGAUUUUUUCGGACAAUUUAUAUUUUUAGCAACAAUAACAGAUCCAUUAACUUAUAUUUGGAAACAAAGAAGUGGAAGUGGUUUUCAACAACAAAAAUUUGCUGGUGAAAAUGAUGGCGGUAAUGCUCAACAUUUAACAGUUAAAGAUGUAUUGACACGUACAAUAGCAACAAUUCUCAAUGCAAAAGAUUCUGAAUUGGAUAAUUGUUUUGUUUAUAAAUAUCUAAAAUUUAAUAUAUGUAUGAUUAUGGGUUUAAAUCAUGAAAUCAAUAAUAGUGUUUAG
Molecule: messenger RNA, 1185 nt
Organism: Rotaria sordida
Lineage: Eukaryota; Metazoa; Rotifera; Eurotatoria; Philodinida; Philodinidae
Source: the annotation of a GenBank genome assembly